UGCCAACGUAAGUAUUGUCAGUGUCGAAAAUGUUAUAGGUUUGACCUUGCUACUACAUUUUUAUUAUAAGCGAAGAUUACGAAAUCGAAAGUAGCCACAGCAAUGAAUCACAAAAUAGAUGUGUUUUUAACUUUAUCAACCAGGUCUUAUUGUUGUUCAAGGAAAGCGGUACUUACCUAGAUUUUGUUAAUCACAGUAGAUUAGUUACAUACUUAUCACAAUUUUUCGUCACAAUUCCCAACUUUACAUCAAAAUAACAUCGGGAACAAGAAUUUAAAAAAAUUAUAAGAGGCCCUAUCUUAAAAAAGUACGUGAUCCUUCACGCCGCACGUUCGGACUCUCCAUUUAUUUGUUUUUUUGGUCCUUCUGCCAAUCAAGUUUCUUUGGUAUAAGUAGGUAUAUGAUAUACAUACACAUUUGUUUUCAAGAUUGCUAAAUGAUCUUUAUAAAUUAUUAUUUGUGAGGGGUAAAUGUGUUUUCUUCAAAUAAAAAUUGUAAUCAUGCCUAUUAUUAUGUGAAAAACUGUAAACGGUUAUUAAAAAUGAUAUGUAUUUACUUACUAAAAAAAAGUUAUUUGUUUCAUAGUACGAAAAAAGUGCCAGUAAAAACGAAGCUUUUACGUCUGUAAAAGCUUCAAUGCAUUAUAGGGACAGAGCAAGGGAUCAUGACGAGUGGUCCAUAUUCGUGACACUACCUUAUAGUGGUUUAGCUCUAAGCGCUCAUUGAGCGUUAUGGCAGUUAUAAGUUAUUGUGUAACAUGGUCUAUUCCGCAAUAAAACGCAAGUCUGUGCCUAAAAUCUGUAAUACCUGAGGUGUAAUGAGGUGUAUUGAUUUUUCCAUUAACUUUAGAUUAGGUACUGAUGAAACAAUUUUGAUGUGAUUGCAUUUACUCUAAUGGAAUAGAUACACUUAUUUGAUGAGAAUUCUAAAAGCUCGCAAUUUACCAUAGCGAUGGGUCUAUACAACUUAAAGGUCUUAGAAAAAAUGCAAAAGAGACGAUGCUUAAGGCAAACCUACUAUCAGAUGUUAUAUAAAUCUAUUGAACCCGUCAUUAUAUUUUGUCGUAUUGUAGGAUUCCUACCAACACUCGAAAAGAAGAGCAAAGAAGAAAAAAUCGUAAAGACAACUAACAAAGAUUGGGUCCUUUUCGUGAUUUAUCUCACUUCGUAUUUAACAAUUCUACUCUACAAUUUGAAAGUGUUGAUAAACAAAGAAAUCGCUUUUUACAUAUCCAGGAGGAUGCAAAUUGUAUAUCUCUCCAUUUCCGGACUCUACACCCUCGGCUUAAUCGUUUUCGGAUACACAGAGCGCCGAGUGGUUAAUUUGUGCAUAAAUCGUAUUUCCGAAGUUGAUAACUUCCUGAAACUGGCAGAAUUGGGCAUUGUGUACGAAGACGUACAAGUAAAAUUGAGAAGAACUUUCUUCAUCAUACUAACUCUGACAGGUUUCCGAACACUAUUCUUCUCUCUUGUCGUGGAAAUUUAUUUCCUGCAGCACGUCUGCAUAUUUUUCAAUCUAAUUUUGAAACUCGCGUUUGUUUUCACGUUUACAAUGUUUGCAGAACUCGUAUCGUACAGGUUCGAGCUCAUCAACAACACCCUCAGAUCUUACUUGAAUCGUCAUGUUGAUAUUCACAACACAUCGAGUUACAUCGAAAAACUGUACAUCCUGUGCCGCUCCCACUUUAAAUUAUGUAAAGUAGUUGUAAAACUAACAUCGAGUUACGGAUAUCAAUUGUUAAUUACCGGCGUUGCACUGAUUGCUAAUUUUGUGAGUGUCUUUUAUCUACUGUACUCUUUUUGGAACCGGAAUAGUGGGGAGAUCAUAAAAUUGGUUGCAAUUUCAUUCUGGUUCCUAACCGAAGCUUACGAACUGUAUGGAAUGGUAUCAAAGUGUAGUCAAGCCAGCGAUGACGCCAAUGAAUUACCAAUUACACUGCACGAACUGCAAGAUGAAGUCAAUUCUACCGAAAUAGAGGAUCAUAUACAAAUGUACUCACUAAAAAUGUUACAUCAGAAGCUUUGCUUUUCAGCUCUUGAAUUUUUUGAUUUUGAUUUUUCGCUACUUUUUGCCAUAAUGGGCUCGGUUUUAACAUUUUUGGUAAUUGUGCUGCAAUUGGAACAGUUGGAACAAGUUGAAAACUCCUUGGGAAUCGUUGUGACUGAAUUUGUCAACAAAUCUAUUAUUGCAACGACCACAAUGAGCGAUGAUAUUGUUGAGGGCGACUAUUACGAUUAUGAUGAUUAUUAGUAGCAUUUUUGUUUGAUGCAACAGUACAUUGUGAAAUUAGGAAUAGAAUUUGUAAGCACGUUUGGUGAUAAUGUUGAAGAAAAUGCACAAAAAAAGCUGAUUCAGGUUCGUGAAGUGGAGAACCGAUAUGUCAGCCAUAUCAAAUUAAAUUCGUGUUCAUUUUGUGUUUUGUGCCUUGUUAUAGGUACACAUUUUGUGCUCUUGUGAUUUUUAAAUUCUUCAGUUUUUUAGCAUAUGAAACAUUCAUACUGGGUGUUGUAACAUUCGAACUCUUUUUGUGCCUCUAUUCUUUUAGGAUGAGACAAAUGUCUUGCUCUUGGUAGAGCAGUCUCGAUUAGUAAAAAUAAACAUUCCCCAGUGACUCUUCAACGAUCCUUAAACGACUCAUUUAUUUAUUUAUUAUUAUUAUUUACCACGUUACAUAUCUGGUAGAUGUGUUUGUGGCACGUCAAGCAUAACAUAUAAAAGUAACAUACAACAUAAA
Photinus pyralis (common eastern firefly) is the source of this 2734-nucleotide messenger RNA. RefSeq lists its product as uncharacterized. Lineage: Eukaryota; Metazoa; Arthropoda; Insecta; Coleoptera; Lampyridae. Gene Ontology annotation, cellular component: membrane; neuronal cell body; dendrite. The transcript is spliced from 4 exons. The record is from RefSeq and is a predicted model, not a curated record. Bases 952 to 2250 code for a protein of 432 amino acids. Gene Ontology annotation, biological process: sensory perception of taste.